UUUCCCAGAGCCCGGAUUAGUGAGGCGGCGAGUGCUGCAGCGGCGGUCGUCGCCCGUGCUGCCGCCGCAACCGGACGGAAGCAGUCCAGACACCCUGACCGGGAAGGCAGUAUGUUGAUGGGCAAGGUGUUCCCCAUACUGGAAACUAUGUCGCCUAUUUUACAGAUGGAAGAUGAUGCCCCAAAGCAUGUAAUCCAGAUGACAGGAUUUAAGAUGGAAGAAAAGGAAGCUCUAGGCAAAUUGCUUUUAAAACUAGAUUGCACUUUUAUUAAGAGUGAGAAAUACAAAAAUUGUACACAUCUUAUAGCUGAACGUCUUUGUAAGAGUGAAAAAUUUUUAGCAGCUUGUGCAGCUGGAAAGUGGGUACUAACAAAGGACUACAUAAUUCAUAGUGCCAGAAGUGGAAGAUGGCUUGAUGAAACCACUUAUGAAUGGGGAUAUAAAAUUGAAAAAGACUCCCAUUAUUCACCUCAAAUGCAAUCUGCACCUAAAAGGUGGCGAGAAGAACUGAAACGCACUGGUGCUCCAGGAGCCUUCCACAGAUGGAAGGUUGUCCUCCUUGUGAGAGCUGAUAAACGAAGUGAUUCUCUUAUAAGAGUUUUGGAGGCUGGAAAGGCAAAUGUCAUUUUGCCAAAAAGUUCACCAAGUGGAAUAACUCACGUGAUUGCCAGUAAUGCAAGAAUCAAUGCUGAGAAAGAAAAAGAUAACUUUAAGGCUCCAUUUUAUCCAAUUCAGUAUCUAGGGGAUUUUCUUUUAGAGAAGGAAAUUCAGAAUGAUGAAGAUUCCCAAAGCAAUUCUAUUUGGACCAAACAUGGUAAUCCAGAAAAAAACAAAGAGUUUAGGAAAGAUAAGGGAUUGCUUGAAAUGACGGAUGCCUUAAGACAAACUGUCUGUAGGACCCAGAAAGAAAUGGAAAAUCAUGAUGUUAAUAAUAGUUCCAUUUUGACUGUACAUCACAAAAAAAAAUUCAGAGACUCCAGUAAAGGUUUGAAAUUUAUUAAAAUGAGAAAUACCCUAGGAAGGCAUACAUAUGGAAAUCAGAAGGAAAUUAAGAAAAAAGAUGGAGAUAUUCAACGGAAUUACUCUUUGAGGAAAAAACGCAAAAAAGAAAAUGAUUGCAGGAGAGACCUCGAAUGUGACAAAAUUAAAAAUACCUUAAGAAACCACAUACAUUAUAGCGAUCAGGAAAUGAAGAAUUCUGUUUUUGCUGAUUAUGCCAAAGAGUCAAGAACAAAAGAUGUCAGGGCAGAUGUGGAUAUUAUUGAAAUAAAAAAUGCCUUAAGAAAGCAUAUAUAUAGAGCUCAGGCUGUCAGAUACAACUGCAUUAGAAUAGAUAAACAACCAGUAUACAAUAUAGAGGUUAAAAAUACUGAAUUUCCCAGAGGUGUAUUAAAUUUAAUCGAAAGCCUCAUAGAAGGACAGUUCUUUAAGGAAGCUAUUGAAGAGCUUUCCUCUUUGCAAGCACAUUAUAUUCCUCCUGUGUGCCUUCUUCAUGCUCUUCUAGAGAACGUUCUACAGGAUAACAUAGAUACAUUUUCUGGUCGAUACUUUCACAUAUUGUCAGCUCUUCUUCACCUGCAUCCACCUUGGAAGUCCCCAGCCAUGUCAAGAUAUUACUUAGAGUUGUUUCAAUGUCCAACUUGUAUGAAAGGAGCCUGGUCCCUAGUAGAAGUACUUAUCAGGUCUUGCCUUUUCAAUGAAAAUUUUUGUCAUCAAAUUUCAGAAAAUAUCAAUGACUCUAAAGUACUCUACCUGACACUACUCAAAUUUUUCUUUAAUUUAGUUGAAAGUGAAGUACGGCAUCUGAGUCAAAAGUUGUAUGACUGGUCAGAUUCUCAGAGUCUGAAAAUAACAGGAAAGGCAGUUCUUCUUGAAAUCUUUUGGUCAGGAAGUGAGACUUCGGGGCUUUUGACCAAACCAGUGAAUAUGCUUUUGGAAUGGACUAUAUAUUCUCACAAAGAAAAAUGCAAGUCUAAUGAUGUCUUCAAACAUGAGCUAGCUUACUUACUGACUGGAAUUCUUGGAGCUGCAAUAGAUUAUUGGAUCUUCCUUGGUCUUAAGAUGGGUAGAAAUGUGAUGCGACACAUGUCUGAUGACUUGGGAAGCUACGUUUCCUUGUCAUGUGACGACUUUUCUUCACAAGAAUUAGAAAUUUUCAUAUGCUCCUUUUCCUCCUCCUGGCUUCAGAUGUUUGUUGCAGAGGCAGUCUUUAAGAAGUUGUGUUUGCAGAGUUCCAUCAGUGUUUCCUCUGAACCUCUCUCUCUCCAGAAAAUGGUAUAUUCCUAUUUGCCAGCUUUGGGAAAAACUGGUAUUGUGCAUGGAACUGGAAAGAUGCAGAUACCAAAGAAAAUAGGACAGCGGCCUUGCCUUGAGUCUCAGAGAGCCUUACUUAUGUUGAAUGGUGCUAAACAGAAGCAAAUCGAAGGGCUUCCAGAAUUACCAGAGCGAAAUCUUGCUAAAUGUUCCUCAUCAUUAAAAAAAAUGAAAAAGAAGUCAGAAGGAGAACUGUCAUGUUCUAAGGAGAAUUGCCCCUCUUUAGUUACAAAGAUGAAUUUUCACAAGACUAAUCUAAAAGGAGAAACAGCCCUGCAUAGAGCUUGCAUAAAUAACCAAGUGGAGAAAUUGAUUCUUCUUCUCUCUUUGCCAGGAAUAGACAUCAAUGUUAAAGACAAUGCUGGCUGGACGCCUUUGCAUGAAGCCUGUAACUAUGGCAACACAGUGUGUGUCCAGGAAAUUUUGCAACGUUGUCCAGAGGUAGAUCUGCUCACUCAAGUGGACGGGGUGACUCCUUUGCAUGAUGCACUGUCAAACGGACAUGUAGAAAUUGGCAAGCUGCUACUACAGCAUGGGGGCCCUGUGCUUUUACAGCAGAGGAACUCUAAGGGGGAGUUGCCCUUGGAUUAUGUGGUAUCACCUCAAAUCAAAGAAGAGCUGUUUGCUAUGACAAAGAUAGAGGAUACAGUGGAGAACUUCCAUGCACAAGCAGAGAAACAUUUUUACCACCAGCAGCUUGAAUUUGGUUCAUUUUUACUUAGUAGAAUGUUGUUAAACUUCUGUUCAAUUUUUGAUUUAUCCUCAGAGUUCAUUUUAGCUUUCAAAGGGUUAACUCAUCUUAAUGAACUGCUUAUGGCUUGUAAAAGUUACAAAGAAACCCCCAGUGCUCAUACUGACUGGUUAUUAGAUCUCUAUGCUAGAAAUAUAAAGACAUUGCAGAAGCUCCCAACUAUUCUUAAGGAACUUCCUGAGAAUUUGAAAGUGUGUCCUGGAGUACACACCGAGGCCUUAUUGGUGACCUUGGAAAUGAUGUGUCGAUCAGUCACUGAGUUUUCAUGAUGAUGCCAAAAAGUAUGAGUCAAUGUUCUAAACCUGUUCAGUUUGCUUUGUCAUCCUUUAUGGGCUUCAUAGCGUAUUACCCAAUAAUUUAUUUAUUGACAGACUUUACAGACAGCUUUGCUAAAUUUUAACAGCACUUGAAGCACUUCUGCAAAACUAUAGUAUGGGCUUCUUUUUCAGUAUGUGAGAUUUGACCCAAAAGUCAAAAUAGUUUUGUUUGAUACACUGCUUUCAUUAAUCUUUUUUUGUUCUGAAAGUGAUAUUAUUUAUCUAUUUAUAUUGUAUAUGUACAAAAAUUAAUUUAAUUUUUUUUUUUUUUCAAAUCAAAAUGUAAUGUCUGUCCUCUUCUAAGGUGAUUUAGAUCUUAGAAUCAUGGCAAGGAUACUCAUACAAAUGUGCACCUUUAAAUAUGUAGUUCCCUGUUUUCUUCUCUUUAGGUGGUUGGACUAAAAUAUACAUUUUAGUUUUGUGUGUUUCUAAAAUAAACAUUUCUAAA
This is a messenger RNA of Lepus europaeus (European hare), 3829 nucleotides long. It is a transcript of the gene SLF1, whose product is annotated as SMC5-SMC6 complex localization factor 1. Gene Ontology annotation, biological process: positive regulation of double-strand break repair. The record is from RefSeq and is a predicted model, not a curated record. The transcript has 22 exons. NCBI's taxonomy places the organism in Eukaryota, Metazoa, Chordata, Mammalia, Lagomorpha, Leporidae. The coding region runs from base 112 to 3333 and encodes 1073 amino acids. Gene Ontology annotation, molecular function: protein binding.